CUUAACUUGUUUUGUCRUUUUGCAGUGCAAUACCUUCAUCUGCAGGUUCCUCAGCCUUAAUCCAGUGAGGCAAGAAAAGAAGCAGCUGAUGCUCAAGGUUAUUUCUUCAUGGGAAAACUCCAAAUGAAUCGGAGCACCCAGGCAGGGCUGGGUAAGACUGAGAGUGAGCCUGGGGCAGGAUGGCAGCAGAAGAGUGGUUAGACAGUCACRUCUGAGACCUUGGGGAUCCCUGGCUGGGCUAACUUUGCUCACAGUAGAGCCCAGACUUCUGAAAACGGGGGAAAGCAGCAAAUGYRUGGSGAUGGAUGUGAGGGUGAUCCAGUAYCUGCUCCUUUGGGCUGUGCUCUUCCUUCCAGCCGUGCCACUCAGCACCCCCAGGAUUCUCAGUAAUGAGUCAAAGACUGGUGAUGAGCAAGAUGCCUGUAUAAAUCUCAUUCCGUGCCAAGAUAACGGAGCAAUUUGUAUUCAGCCUUGCUCUCCCUCCUUCCACGGGGAGACAAGCUUUGUYUGUGAAGACAGAAAGUGGCAAAUGUUGUCAGAUGCCUGUGCAAGUCUGGAUGUUCAGUCCCUUUUUCAGAGGAUAUCCCACGGUGAACUCUCGUGCUCUGGAGAGCAUCUUCCUUUUAUAGAAGGAAACCCAGGCCAUGGGAAGCCUAGUGAUGGAGCAAAACAUUUGGGUGCCAGGAAUCAGAGCUGCCAAGCUGAUUUUUCCUGCAUUAUCCAAGAUAUCCUGUCUGCACCAGCCAUCCCAGGAAACAUUGCUGACAUAGUAGAAUUGCUAAAGAAGAUUUCCCUGCUGCUAUCAGAGAAUGUCACCAGAAGAAAAAUGGAGAGCUACAGCAGGAUGGCAAACCAUAUUCUGAACAGCUCCGUCAUUUCCAACUGGGCUUUUGUAAAGGACAGAAAUGCUGGUUCAAUAUUACUGGACUCAGUGAAUUCAUUUGCUGGGAAACUCCUUCUCAGAAACGGCUCMGAAAGUAUCCAGGAGCCCUUCAUCGCCACCAAAGGCUACAGCAUACACAGAAACACUUCAGGAAAGAGCUUUGACUUUUCCAUGGAGUUCAAUAGCACRGACAAUAUCACUGGGCACGUGGUGAUUCCAGAAGAAGAGCUUCUGAGGUUACCCAGGGCUUCCAGAGCCAUCAGCGUCGCGUUCCCAACGCUCGGAGCCGUCCUAGAGACCAACCAGCCRGACCCCGCUUUCGUGAACGGGAUGGUGCUGUCGGUGUCUCUGCCAGAGGAGCUCCAGAACAUUUUGCUCACCUUUGAGAAGCUGAUCAAGCUGGAGCAGGUGGGGGCUCAGUGCGUGGGGUGGCACUCGGCCGAGCGGCGCUGGGAUCCYGGGGCGUGCGAGCUGCGGUCCCACAACGUCAGCGCCGUGGUUUGCGUCUGCGCCCACCGGCGCCGCACCUACAGCUCCUUCUCCAUCCUGAUGGCCCCGGCCGUGCCACGGAGCUCCCUGCUGGAUUACAUCACMCAGGUGGGCCUGGGGCUGUCCAUUUUCAGCCUGGUCCUCUGCCUCCUCAUCGAGGCUGUGGUCUGGCAUCACGUCACAAAAACGGAAAUAACCUACAUGCGCCACUUCUGCUUGGUCAACAUCGCUGCCUCGCUCCUCGUCGCUGAUGUCCUGUUCAUCUUGGCAGCUAUUGUGCACAAUUCAGCCCUAAACUACCARCUSUGUGUGGCAGCCACUUUUUUCCUUCACCUUUUCUAUCUUGCCUUGUUUUUUUGGAUGUUUACCCUGGGCCUCUUGAUUCUCUAUGGAUUAUUAUUAAUUUUUUUUAAGAUAACAAGAACUGUGUUCCUAGCUGCAGCAUUCUCUAUUGGAUAUGGAUGUCCCUUGGUCAUAUCUGUCCUCACUGUUGCUAUUACUGAACCAAAAAAUGGCUAUUUAAGGAGUGGAGCCUGCUGGCUCAAUUGGUAUGAGACAAAAGCCCUUUUGGCCUUUGUUGUCCCUGCCCUGAGCAUCAUUGUUGUGAAUCUGGUGGUGGUGGUCGUGGUUGUGGUGAAGACUGGGAGAUCCUCYGUUGGAGAAGGCUGCAAAUCACAAGAUUUGAGCAGCAUGAUCCGAGUCAGCAAAAACAUUGCCCUCCUGACACCCCUGCUGGGCCUCACCUGGGGGUUUGGGUUGGCCACCAUCAUCGACAGCCGCUCUCUGGCCUUCCAYGUUGUGUUUGCGCUGCUCAACGCCUUCCAGGGAUUCUUCAUCCUGUUGUUUGGRACCCUUCUGGACAGAAAGACGAGAGAAGCCUUAAAGAUGAACUGCCUUUCAUCAAGGCGGAAUUGGGGUCUAGAAAAGUCCUAGCAGUGGACUCUCAUCUUCAGUGGAUCUGACCAGCGAGAAGAAAGGGAGCACUUCUUGCCCUGAAAUGCUGCUUUGRGGUGAGCUGAAGUGCCUGACCUGCUCAGAGCAUGGACAGCACUGUCUGGGAGCACAACCACGGGAAGCAUCAUGAAAACCAGAAGAGAAAARGCCCUGAACUUGUGUCAGGAGCAGGAAACCAUCAGUGCUGCUGCAGCCCUUGGAGGAAACACGCUGGAACAUAAAGCUUUCUUCUCACCUGUGUGAAAACUGCUGUGAGGAGAGUUUGUCCUCGUUCGCCAUUUCAGUACUUCAGUUUCUUUCCUCUUUUCCUUUUUUUAUUGUCAGUGCAAUAAGGAGCUGUACAGUGUGUGGAGAUGUUCUAGAAUUAUUUAAUUUUUAAUAUGAGGUAYAAAUGUUGAGCAUUAUCUGGCUGGUUUUUGGCUGUCUUUUGAGCAAGACUGAUUCUGUUUAUUGCCUCUGUAUUCUUMAUUUCCAUCUGCUCUCCCAGACUGAUGGACAACUCUGUUUCUGCAUUGCAGCUGUUCUCUCCCUCCCARUAUUUGUUGUCUCCAUCUCAGUACCUGUGUGUGAGAGGAAUUGUACAAAGCCCUUUUCUGGUGUGUCAGGACAGAAUUUUCCUUCUUUUUCCUGUUCUGAAAGACAAUGACAGAGAUAAACAAGAAAGARGACUCUGUAAAUAAUCAGUUUCCCUCUUUAGGUGUGGGAAGACAAACUUGGAGUUCUCAUCAGAGCUGAAUCAAAUGGAGGAACAUCUCCUGUUCAAUGUCCUAAUAAAGGAAUUUGGUUUUCCACGUGA
This is a messenger RNA of Malurus melanocephalus (red-backed fairy wren), 3122 nucleotides long. RefSeq names its product adhesion G protein-coupled receptor F4 (gene ADGRF4). The record is from RefSeq and is a predicted model, not a curated record. The transcript has 9 exons. Gene Ontology annotation, biological process: cell surface receptor signaling pathway; G protein-coupled receptor signaling pathway. Bases 302 to 2305 code for a protein of 667 amino acids. Lineage: Eukaryota; Metazoa; Chordata; Aves; Passeriformes; Maluridae. Gene Ontology annotation, cellular component: membrane. Gene Ontology annotation, molecular function: G protein-coupled receptor activity.